Messenger RNA from Entrophospora candida, 834 nucleotides. NCBI's taxonomy places the organism in Eukaryota, Fungi, Glomeromycota, Glomeromycetes, Entrophosporales, Entrophosporaceae. The record is from the annotation of a GenBank genome assembly.
AUGAAUUCAAACGAAGAAAUUAAAUUUGAAACAACACUAAUGCAUGAAGGAGAAACUCGUUAUGCUAUAUUGAAAGAAAGUGAGAUGAAAUAUCGUGAAAUAGUAAACAAAUUUACAACUUUAUUCAAAGAAUUCGAUUAUGAUAAAUAUAUAAUUCAAUGGAAAAUUGAAAAUGGAGAUUGGAUAAAAUUUAAAGAUUUGAUUUCCAAUUCAAAAAGAGUAAAAUACUUUAUUGGUAAAAAAGAAUUAUCUCUAAUCGAUUUAAUAAUUACAUUAGGUGGAGAUGGUACAAUACUACAUACUUCAUGGUUAUACCAGCAUAGAAAUAUUCACAAAAUUCCACCUAUUUUACCAUUUCAUUUUGUAAACGAAUUAGUUGUUGACAGAGGUGCAUAUGGCACUAUAAUUGAAUUGCAAUUGUUCGUUGAUGAUUGUGAAAUUACUUCGAUUUUAGCAGAUGGAUUGGUUAUAGCUACUCCUACAGGCUCUACGGCUUACUCGUUAUCAGCGGGUGGUUCAUUGGUUCAUCCUGAUCAAGGUUCAAUAUUAUUAACACCAAUUGCUCCACAUACAUUAACCACAAGACCAAUGAUUAUACCUGGAUCUAAAAAAUUAAAAAUACGUGUGUCUAAUACUAGCAAAGUCGCUGGUUGGGCAUCAUUUGACGGACGUAAUCGUAUAAAUCUUGAAAGAAAUGAAUCAAUUCAAGUCACCUCUUCAAUGUAUCCAUUAUUAACAAUUAGUCGUGAAGAAUCUUCAAAUGAUUGGUUUUACAAUAUAAACAAAAUCCUAAAUUGGAAUGAAAGAUCAAUUAGACAAAAUCCAUCAACUUGA